CACAUUAUUCCUCUAACUCGUUUCAAACCCACUCCCUCAUAUACGAUCAAACUAAAGAUGAAACAUCUGACAUUCUUUCCCGACGAUCCGAUUUUAUCUUUGUUAUGUUGAGGGAUAAAUCCGCAACCGUUGUCGUUGCUGCAUUAAAGAUAUUAGUGGCUGUGACCAGCAAAGGAAUUCCGAAGGAUGCCUUGUCUGACACCAGGCGGAUAGAGAUUGUCAGAAUGCUCAAGAGGUUCAUAAAGCGUCGUGAUUUCCAUGUCACUCCAGCUGCAGUAGCUGCAUUAUGCGAGAUUUGCCGAAAUGAUCAACUCCGUGCGGAAGCUAUACGCAGCAAUAUCCUCGUCACAUUGAUCGACCUGUUCGAGUUCGAUAAGCAAGGUUUGAGCGGUGGGCCACGUGGCUUAAUGACACUCGCUGAAUUCGAGGAUGUGCGUACCGAGCUCGCACGUGGUUCGCACAUCGGCAAACUAGUUGCGUUUUCAAGAGAUAAAGUAGUGGAAAAGAGCAACGAGGCGACUGAGGAACUCGCACAGCUAUCGAAACAUGAUGAACUUCGCAAACGAAUCAUUGAUAGAGGAGGCCUGGACAGCAUAGUCGACAAUUUGGCGAAACCAGACCAUGCGUUAUUCGCUGCGAAUGCACUUGUGACUCUCAUGCAAUAUGACGACGCCAAGGAACGGAUACUGAACACUAAAGUGGACCUAUAUUUGCUGCAGAUGAUCGAGGGACGCAUUUUUGAUGGAACUGUUGGAAGGGAGGGCAUAGACAUCCUUGCGGAGAUAUUCAAAAAUGACGCCUUGCGAUCCAUGAUGUUAAAGCCAAAGAAUCCACCGUCAUUCGAUAACGGUUCUUGGAAUUUCGGCGGCAAGGAUGCACGUCGACGGCUACUCAAGAGCUUGAAUGCGGCAAACGACGUAUGGAAGAAGACGACGCACAGACUGGUCGAAAAGCCGGCCACAGAUGAUUCCGAUAAGCCAACAAAUGUUUUUGGGAUUUUGCGCAAGAUGAUCGAAACAACUCGGCUCGACUCUGUUCAGAAUAGUGCUAUCAAUUACCUGCGCAUUAUCGCUGAUCACGAGGACGCACGCCAGGCGAUGGUUGGCGUCGGAAUCAUAGAACCUCUUUUGUGGUGUCUUAAAGCCACGGGUGUGAACAUUCUGGCUCUCAAUGAUGUUUUAGCAAAGAUUGCGCGUCACGAGUUGUUACGUGGUGAAAUCAUCAAGAAUGACAAGAUACUGGCUGAAAUGCUCAGUAGUCAUUAUCCUGUCGAGGCUCUCCGCAUGACUGCCACAUUGGAAUCUUUAUCGUCUCAUAGAGAGAUACGCGAGGAAGUUCAGAAGAUGGAUGAGUACCAAAACCUGAAGAAGGAUGCACUGCACUACUUAGAUCCGCAUCACCACCCCCACGAACAUGAUCUGUAUACCUCUGCAUCACAGGCCAUCAAAUCGGUUAUCGGGGCAUUCGACACGUAUGACAGAACAACGCAUCAAAACGAGCCUCUCUACUCCUACUUGGAUCCGUAUGACCACCCUGACGAAAUUGAUCGGUAUAUGAUCUGAGGCAUGUGAUGAUGCAGUCGCAGAGCAGGUAACCAACAUCCCGACGACCGCAAAGAAUAAAUAUAGGAUGACGAUGUCAAUACUAGGCUCUAGUAGCAACACCUCUGUACUUCAGUGUAUCAGCUUUAUCUUAUUCCGAACUGUGUGAGAUGAACUGUAGUAUUGA
This is a messenger RNA of Suillus subaureus, 1728 nucleotides long. Its product is annotated as armadillo-type protein. The record is from RefSeq and is a predicted model, not a curated record. The transcript has 13 exons. Bases 105 to 1562 code for a protein of 485 amino acids. NCBI's taxonomy places the organism in Eukaryota, Fungi, Basidiomycota, Agaricomycetes, Boletales, Suillaceae.